Messenger RNA from Capsicum annuum, 1077 nucleotides. RefSeq names its product transcription factor ILR3. The transcript is spliced from 5 exons. The record is from RefSeq and is a predicted model, not a curated record. Gene Ontology annotation, molecular function: DNA-binding transcription factor activity; protein dimerization activity. Lineage: Eukaryota; Viridiplantae; Streptophyta; Magnoliopsida; Solanales; Solanaceae. Gene Ontology annotation, biological process: regulation of DNA-templated transcription; intracellular iron ion homeostasis. The coding region runs from base 142 to 849 and encodes 235 amino acids.
ACCAAAAGUUCAAAACACGCCAAUCAUUCCAAUUUUCAAUCUUUGAUAAACCCCUUUGUUUAAAUUCUUUCCCUUUUCUCUUUUCUUGAAAUUCCGGUGGGAAAAAUUAUAUUUUCUUGAAAUCCCGGCGAGUGAUCGGAGAUGGGGUCACCGGAAAAUAUCAACUGGUUAUAUGACUAUAAUUUUGAUGAAGACUUGUCAACCCCUCAUGCUAAUUUCUCAAUUUCAACAUCUGCCUUUUCUUGGUCUAUGCAAAGUGCCUUCAAUGGUUCAACUAACUUUAGUGUUGAUAUUGAUGGUUCAAUUGGUGAAUCGGACUGCCUGAAGGAAAGCGGUUCUAAGAAAAGGGCAAGAGUUGAAUCAUGCACCUCAUCAAGUUCCAAAGCUUGCAGGGAGAGAUUAAGGAGAGAGAAGCUGAAUGACAAGUUCAUGGAAUUGGCGGCGCUUCUUGAGCCUGGAAGGCCCCCCAAAACGGACAACAGCGCGAUUCUUGUUGAUGCUGUUCGCGUGGUGACACAGUUACGCGGUGAGGCUCAAAAGUUGAAAGACUCAAAUUUGGAUCUACAAGAAAAGAUAAAGGAGUUGAAGGUUGAGAAACAUGAGCUUCGAGAUGAAAAGCAAAGGCUGAAGUCUGAGAAAGAGAAGCUUGAGCAACAACUAAAGACUAUGAGUGCACAGCCUGGCUUCUUGCCUCCUGCCAUGCUCGGUGCGUUUGCUGCUCCAGUUCAAGCUGCAGUAAGCAAGCUGGUGCCAAUCGUAAGUUACCCUGGGAUGGCGAUGUGGCAAUUCAUGCCUCCUGCUGCAAUAGAUACCUCACAGGACCACGUGCUUCGCCCUCCGGUUGCAUAAGCUGGCAGCUAAAUCCUAUGAUAGUUGACUUUACGCUGAUGUUAUUCUAGUCAUAUGCUCUUCUCUGUGUUAGUUUUUCCCUCCAGUCGUCUUGGUGUAUUUGCUGGUUGAUAGUAGUUCUCUUGUAACUUUUGAACUUUUAAUGAGUUAAUGCUGGUUUUCUCAACUGUAAAUUUUAGCAGGUUCAACCUGGCAUUUACAUGUACAUUCUUUUCCCUCCUGGUUAAA